AUGCUGGAGAACCAUGUACAAGUGGCUGUCCCUCAGAAUAUGCCUCCUCGAACCUUUAAACCGUAUUCGAAGGCGGCACCUCGGAAUUCUCCAAUCGUCUCCGACGGGACUAGUCGAGUGGAGCUGGAUAUUUUGUGGGCAUCCGUGCAGAUGAAGGGGUUUGGAGCUAGAGGCGAAUUUAGAACAGGGUCAGAAUUCUAAGGUGCAAAGAUUGGUCGUGAAUCACUGCUGUAAUCAUACAAGCAUACCUGGGAGUUCAUGGGACAAUAUCUCAUUGUGUUGUUACUUUUGGGGGGUUUUCGUUCUGCUGUGGUAGAUUUUAGUCGACACUUUUUUUCCUAAUUACAAUCGUCUUUCUUUGAAUC
Botrytis byssoidea is the source of this 365-nucleotide messenger RNA. RefSeq lists its product as uncharacterized. Lineage: Eukaryota; Fungi; Ascomycota; Leotiomycetes; Helotiales; Sclerotiniaceae. The record is from RefSeq and is a predicted model, not a curated record. The coding region runs from base 1 to 201 and encodes 66 amino acids. The transcript has 2 exons.